Anisakis simplex (herring worm) is the source of this 246-nucleotide messenger RNA. The record is from the annotation of a GenBank genome assembly. Lineage: Eukaryota; Metazoa; Nematoda; Chromadorea; Rhabditida; Anisakidae.
AUGGCUGGCCGCAUUGGUGAAGAUGGUAACUAUUGUUCGUGCCCACCGAGAGUGACGCAUAUCGAGCACGCAAUGGCGUUUGCGCCAUCACUCGAUGACGCAUCGUUGUAUGGCGACCGCGGUGCUGCUGUGCCUCAACAACGAGUCGCACCCUCAAUGAUAGACAGGUCGCUGAAACGGAGACAGGCGCUGGUGAAACGACGUAAAUCAAGAGGCAAUUACGCGAACGUUCAAGCACAAGGAUAA